AUGAGUAGGUCAGGCUCAAAAGAAAAGCCAGAUAUACUUACUCAAGAAAAGGAAUUAAUUAAAUCAAAAUUAUCAGCAACUACCCUCUCAACUACUUCGAGUGUAGAUGAUAUCUUGACUUCAUCUGAUUCAAUUACCAAAUUAUCUUCAAAAUUACAUUCAAGUACUUCAGAUAUUGCUGAAGAAAAAAUUGAAAAACCAUUAGAUUAUGGGAAAAUGGAUAUAUAUCAAUUAUUAGAUCCUGGAAACCAUGGUGGUGAACAUUUUAAGGAAAAAAUGUCACCUUUCAGGUAUGCAUUCAGAGAAUAUUUGACGCGCUAUACAAAUACACAAUCUGAAAUGUUAUAUAGAUGGCAAGUUAAAUAUCGUACUCCAACAAGAGAUAAAUUUUUUGCCUACACUUCAUUAAUGGGUUCUCAUACAUUCUUCGUUGUCUUUUUACCCGUACCAUUAUGGGUUGGCCAUUAUCAUUUAUGUAUGGAUAUGGUAUAUGUCUUGGGAUAUUCAUUGUAUAUCAGCGGUUAUUUAAAAGAUUAUUGGUGUUUGCCAAGACCAAGAGCUCCACCUUUAGAAAGAAUAUCAUUAAGUGAAUAUACUACAAAAGAAUAUGGUGCACCAUCAUCACACACAGCUAAUGCUACUGCAGUAAGUUUAUGGUUAUUUUUAACAUUAUAUUUAACAGACGCAUUUUCGGUUCCAAUGAAACUAUUUUUAGUGUUUCUAAUACUUGCAUAUUAUUUUACUUUAGUCCUUGGAAGAUUAUAUUGUGGUAUGCAUGGUGUUUUAGAUUUGGCUUCAGGUGCAAUAAUUGGGGUUAUUACCUUUUUUGGUAGAUUAAUCAUCAAAUAUGCAGGUCCCAUGUUAAAGAUUGAUUUAACAGAUCAUGUUUGGUAUCCAAUCUUUUCAGUUUCCUUUGGAUUAGUUUUAUUAUUUAAACAUGUAAGGCCAAUCGACUUUUGCCCAUGCUAUGAAGAUAGUGUCGCAUUUAUUGGUGUCGUUUGUGGAUUAGAAUUUUCAAAUUGGUUAAUAAGAUAUAAAGAUUUCCAAACUGUUUUCCAAUUAAAUGACAAUCAUGAAUGGUAUUUCAUUCCUGCUAAGAUUAUCGUUGGUGUCAUCUGUGUUUUGAUUUGGAAGUAUGUAAUUGCUAAGCCUGUGAUCUAUGGUAUUUUAAUCCACAUCUUUAGAUUUGAAGAUUAUCAUGUCGAAACGAUCAAGUCUGAAGGUACUAUUGAUAGUAUCAACAAGACUGAAGAAUUUGAAUGUGAAUUGCAUUAUGAUAUACCAAAAUUAGAUGUUUAUGGUAGAUUCUUCAUCUACGCAGGUGUUCCAUCCACAGUUUUCUUGGUUUGCCCCAUUGUAUAUUAUUAUUUGGAUUUAGUAUAG
This is a messenger RNA of Henningerozyma blattae CBS 6284, 1383 nucleotides long. It is a transcript of the gene LCB3, whose product is annotated as sphinganine kinase LCB3. The record is from RefSeq and is a predicted model, not a curated record. The coding region runs from base 1 to 1383 and encodes 460 amino acids. Gene Ontology annotation, cellular component: endoplasmic reticulum membrane. The transcript has a single exon. Gene Ontology annotation, molecular function: sphingosine-1-phosphate phosphatase activity. Lineage: Eukaryota; Fungi; Ascomycota; Saccharomycetes; Saccharomycetales; Saccharomycetaceae.